UCAGAACUUCAUUUCCUUUGCGGAAUCGGGGACAACAGCUGCCCUCCCAGUUUUUUUUUUGUUUGUUUUGUUUUUUGUUUUUACCCUUGUUUUUGUUGUUCAUUUCCCUUAUCGCCGUGGUCCGAAACACACGCAAAUGUUUUACUUUCUAACGUACUCGUGAUUCCGUCGAAGCCGAGUUUUUUCCGUGACAGAAACCAGACGUUCAAGACCGAAAGUUCUGCAAAUGGAAAUUUUUUGAGCCGUGCCGUGUCUUCAGUUUUGUCCAGUGACAGUCGGACGAUGGAUUUCGACAAGCUGCACAUCCAGAUCCUCUGCUUUUUAGGACUUUGGAUGAAGAUUGUGUUUGGGGCUGAAUUAGCAAUUCAGAUACCAGAAAACCUAAGCCAGGAUAAUAGCACUUAUCGUCUGGAUUACGUCCCAAAGUAUGGCCAUCCUCCACCCAACACUACAAUCCUGUCGAGAGACAUCGGUCACGUCAUCCAGUUCUCAAAAGGCCUUCCAGGCACCAAGUAUGAAUUUUGGCUUUACUACUCGAAUACUACUCUGCACGACUGGUUAACAUGGACAGCGUCCAUCACAACAGCUCCAGACCCACCUUCGAAUCUCACUGUUACCAUCAGAAAUGGAAGAUCUGCAGUUGUAAAUUUCAGCCCUCCAGUCCUUGGCAGCUACCAUUCAUUUAAAAUGAAGGUUAUUAGUUUAGCAGAACCAACAGUUCCAACCAGAACAAUUCUGCUCAACACAACUGAACCUUACACACUCCGUGAAUUAACACCUGGUGGAAGUUACCAACUUCAGCUUUUUACUGUGUUUGAUCAAAAAGAAAGUGUUGCUUACACAUCAAGGAACUUUACAACAAAACCAAAUACGCCAGGGAAGUUCAUUGUCUGGUUUAGAAAUGAAACGACGCUGUUAGUUUUGUGGCAGCCAUCGUACCCAGCAUCAAUUUAUACUCAUUAUAUUGUUCGAAUUGAUCCUCCUGAUGCAGCGGAAAGUAUGUUGUACGUUGAAAAAGAGGGUGAACCACCUGGCCCAGCCCAAGCAGCAUUCAAAGCCCUUAUUCCAGGACGAGCAUAUAAUAUUUCUGUUCAAACUAUGAGUGAAGAUGAGAUUUCCACGCCUACAGUAGCUCAAUACAGAACUAUACCGUUGCGACCUAUUAAUGUUCGAUUUGACAAAUCAACAGUAACUUCACAUAGUUUUACUGUACUGUGGGAUUCACCAAAUCGUCAAAGUGAGUUUGACAAGUACCAGAUUUCAAUUAAUCUCCGUCGUCAAGGAUCAGUUCCACCGAUUACAAGAAAUAGAAGUGACCCAACAUUCCAGACUUUUAAAGAGGGCCUGGAACCAGGACAAACGUAUCAUGUUUUGGUUAAAACAGUAUCAGGAAAAGUUACAUCGUGGCCUGUAGCAGUUAACGUCACAUUAAAACCUUUGCCUGUCGAAGAUUUAAAAGCUGAAAACAGUGGUAAUGGAGUAGUUGUGUUAAGUUGGAAACCCCAGAACUCGAGUACCCAAGAUCAGUAUAAGAUCAGUUACACAGAAAUGGGCGUCCUCAAUGGAGAUACAAAUACAAUGUAUACAGAAAACACUCAGCUCAUCUUGGAAUCCCUUCUUCCUGGUCGGAAAUAUUCAAUAGCAGUUCAAGCUGUUUCCAACCAGCAAGAAUCACAUGAGAAAAUCACAUAUCAAUCAACAAGGCCAUCUGCUCCUGUUAUUGAAGAUCUUAGACCUAUCGAAUAUGGUCUUAAUAUUUCAUGGAAGUCCGAUGUCAACUCUAGGCAAGAGAAAUAUGAGGUUAUCUACCACAGAAAUGAUUCGGAUGGCGAACCCAAGCAUUCAUUUACUACAGAACCACAUUUGUUGCUUACAAAUCUGUAUCCGGGUGCUGGAUAUGAAAUAAAAGUAUUCGCCAUCAGUCACAGUUUGUACAGUGAGCCUCAUGAUUACUUCCAAGCAGUUUUUCCAAAACCUCCAACAAACCUUACAAUGGAAAAUGUCACUAGUAACUCAGUCGUAGUGCGCUGGAUGGAACCAAUAGAUUCUCUAUUUUCCGAUUUCUCGAUAAGAUACCGCACAGAAGAUGAUUCUAAAUGGAUUAAACUACCGACUGUAAGACACACAGAAGCUGAAGUUGCGGAUUUGACUCCUGGUGAAAAAUAUACUAUUCAGGUCAAUACUGUUAGUUUUGGCGUUGAAUCUGCAAAUCCGUUAACGCUACAUCAUACAGUCCGACCAAAUCCUGUCACCGCAAUUGCUCCACUUGUUGACUCGACCAAUGUUACCCUUGAAUUUCCAAGACCAGAAGGGAAGAUAGAAUACUACAUUAUAAAUUGGGUGUCUGUGGAUGAAAGUGAUGAUGAUCCAAAACCAAAGACAAGGAAUAUGACUGGUUUUGGCUCUGAAGGUGGUACCGUCCGUGCACUUGUCGAAGACUUAAUGCCUGGUAUAAAAUACCAGUUUGAUAUUCACACAGUUUCGUACAAUCUUCACAGCGACAUCACCACAUUAACUGCUAGGACAAUGCCAUUGAUACUUUCGGAAGUGCUUGUUGUGAACAACCAGCAAGCCACAGAUACUGUUACAUUGAGGUAUACACCAACCCCACAGUCUUCAUCGCAUUUUGAUAAAUACAGGUUCUCUCUUUCGGGAUCCGGUGCACCCGUGAUAAGAGAAAAAGAUGCCAAUGAUACUGAAUGGAAGGUCACUUUUACUUCUCUCACUCCUGGGAAAUUGUAUAACAUUACUUUAUGGACUGUUGCUGACCAUGUGCUCAGUCAACCGUUACACCGUCAAGACCGACUUUACCCUGAGCCAAUCACUCAGUUAAAUGCAACCAAUAUCACUGGGACUACGGUCACUCUGACCUGGGACAAACCGAGAGGAGAAUACAAUGCAUUUGAAGUGCAGUACUUGAACACAGAAGAGUUGCUGAUUCAAAAUUUGACCCAAGAAAAAACGUUCACCGUAACUGACCUUAAGCCGUACAGAAAUUACACUUUCACAGUUGUCGUAAGAUCUGGAAUGGAAGCGACAAUUCUUCGACGAUCGUUGCCAAUUUCUGCAGUCUUUACAACCCAUGAAGGCAUCCCAGGAUUGGUGACUAACUUCCACCCAAAAGAUAUCCAGCCAAGUGAAAUUCAUUUCAUGUGGAUUCUUCCACCCAGUGAGCAAAACGGAAUAAUUCGCAAAUUUACAAUAACAUAUGGACUUGAGAAUUCUGUAUAUACACAACGGAAGGAUUUUAAACCUUGGGAAACGGAAGGCACAAUAAGGAACCUGAUGCCUGGAAAAACAUACAUAUUUCAUAUUCAAGGAGAAACAAAAGUCGGUUAUGGACGAGAAGCUAUUUGGAAACAAACAAUGCCAAUUUUAGCCCCUCCAAAACCGAGUCCACAAGUUGUCCCCACUGAGGUUUGCCGUACAUCGACUACAAUCCAGAUAAGGUUCAGGAAAAACUAUUUUUCAGAGGCAAAUGGACCUGUUGUUGCGUACACAAUAAUUGUCGCUGAAGAUGACACCAAGAACGCUUCUGGGAUUGAAAUGCCAGGAUGGAGGGAUGUCCAAGCUUACAGUGUUUGGCCACCAUACCAAGUGAUAGAACCUUAUUUCCCUUUCAAAAAUGCGUCUGUUGUUGAUUUCACAAUUGGUACCGAGGAUUGUGAAACUAAGAUGAAUACUUACUGCAAUGGGCCGUUAAAAGGAGGUACAACUUACAGGGUCAAAAUAAGGGCUUUCACAGCACCAGAGAAAUUCACAGACACUCAUUAUUCAUUUUCAAUUCAAACAGAUCAAAAUACAACCCCACUCAUAGUGGGCAUUACAAUCCCAAGUGUGGUCUUGCUGAUUCUCUUUAUUGUGAUUCUUCUAAUGAGAAGGAACAAAAUCAUAGGAAGACGACCAACAGAAAAUAGAGCGAGUGACAAUCUUAGCAUACAAGACAGUAUCAUGGAAACAACUCGACCUAUACGCCUCGAAAACUUUGCUGAGCAUUAUAGAAUCAUGUCAGCAGAUUCGGACUUCAGGUUCUCUGAGGAAUUUGAAGAGCUGAAACACGUCGGCCGAGAGCAACCAUGUACAUUUGCAGACUUGCCUUGCAACCGGCCCAAAAACCGGUUUACGAAUAUUUUGCCUUAUGACCAUUCCAGAUUUAAGCUCCAGCCAGUUGAUGAUGAGGAAGGCUCGGAUUACAUAAAUGCAAAUUAUGUUCCUGGUUUCCAUUCACCGAGGGAAUUCAUUGUGACCCAAGGUCCAUUGCAUUCUACAAGAGACGAUUUUUGGAGAAUGUGCUGGGAGAGUAAUUCUCGUGCCAUUGUAAUGCUUACACGUUGUAUAGAAAAAGGUCGAGAGAAGUGUGAUCAUUAUUGGCCUUACGACACCAUGCCAGUCUACUAUGGUGAUAUUUCUGUAACAAUAUUAAAUGACAGUCAUUAUCCGGAUUGGAGCGUCACUGAAUUUAUCAUGGCCAGAGGUGACACUCAAAGGGUUAUAAGACAUUUUCAUUUCACGACUUGGCCAGAUUUUGGCGUACCUAACCCACCCACAACUCUAGUCCGUUUUGUGAGAGCCUUUAGAGAGAGGAUAGCACCAGAACAACGCCCUAUCGUUGUACACUGCAGUGCUGGAGUCGGCCGGUCGGGAACUUUCAUUGCCCUAGACAGGAUAGUGCAGUCUCUCAACCAUGGUGCAGACACGGUCGAUAUUUUUGGAAUUGUCUGGCAGAUGCGAAAGGAGAGGGUGUGGAUGGUUCAGACAGAACAGCAAUAUAUAUGCAUCCAUCAGUGCCUUCUGGCUGUCCUCCAGGGUGACGACAAUCAAGCACCCCCAAGGGAAAUACACCACAAUCCGGGGUUUGAAGAUGAUGAAGGGAUAGCUGAGUCCGGAAUGUGAUGAUGUACCCAUUUGGACUACAUUCUAGAUUAAAUGGAGUUUGUCUGUUUUAAUCAAAUAACAAAGUUUUAAUUAUUCGUCCCCUCCAUUUUAUAAUAAACACCGAGUUUGAACGAGGACAGAGAAUAAACUUUACAAACUUAAUUUUGUCCUUACACUGUUUUAUUGUUAUUUUAACAAAAAUAAUUCAAUUUUUGUGAUCAAUAUUGCAACUCUUCUAGCAAAAACGAUUCACAUGUUAAUAGUAGACAUGUUGUAAUGUGCAAUUUGUUAUUUAAAAUUUUUGAAGUGUAUAAAUUUGGAUUUUUACAAUUUAUAUUUUCAUCAAAUUUAAAUUUAAGUCUACCAAUUUUAAAAGGGGCCAAUGUAAAAAAAAAAUCAAAUUAUAUAUUUUUGUAUAUUAAUGUAAAUAGAACAAGAUUUUUAUAAACGAUGUAAUAACUAUGUGUAUAAUGGGAUUUUUUAAAUAUUUGUGAUCGGAUACCUUAUAUUUUACUGCUUGGUCGACUGUCCACAAAUCAAAAUUACACAAGCAAAUGGUUUGUCGUCAGCCCUAGCUUUACUUUGUGAUAUUGUUUUUAUGUAUUGUUAUUUUACAGACUAUGACUUAUAAUUCAAAAUUUACUCGAUAUGUGAAUAUUCAUUGUGAUUUUUACAUGGAGUUAAAACAAAGCCAAACAUGUACACAUUGAUAUUUGUUGCAACUUUAUAGCAGUUAAUAAGAUGUAAUAAAUUUACUUUUUUAAUUAGUGAAAUUUUUCUAUUGUAAAGUGAUUUGUUAAAACAAAUUAAAAAAUGUUUUAAUUAUUUCAUGAUUGGUUCAUUCCAUCAACAGUUUUAUAAACUGUACUACUUUAACAAACCAGCACCGAAGAACAAUUAAAACAAAGCAAAGCUUCGUUGAUCGUUUUGUUCAGGUGACUAAUUCCAUAUUUUACUGACAUUACAAAACUCACUAGUUAUCAACAAAGCUAGGAACAAAAGAUAAUGUUAUAUUUCAUUUAUUAUCAUCAUAAAUAAACCAACAAAUUUGAAAUAUAAACAUUUGUGAACCUAA
Molecule: messenger RNA, 5950 nt
Organism: Cimex lectularius (bed bug)
Lineage: Eukaryota; Metazoa; Arthropoda; Insecta; Hemiptera; Cimicidae
Gene: Ptp10D
Product: tyrosine-protein phosphatase 10D
Exons: 30
Coding region: 283-4893 (1536 amino acids)
Biological process (GO): protein dephosphorylation
Molecular function (GO): protein tyrosine phosphatase activity; protein binding
Source: RefSeq, a predicted model, not a curated record